Messenger RNA from Harmonia axyridis, 7804 nucleotides. RefSeq lists its product as uncharacterized. Gene Ontology annotation, biological process: negative regulation of transcription by RNA polymerase II. Lineage: Eukaryota; Metazoa; Arthropoda; Insecta; Coleoptera; Coccinellidae. Gene Ontology annotation, cellular component: nucleus. Gene Ontology annotation, molecular function: protein binding; transcription corepressor activity. Bases 837 to 6746 code for a protein of 1969 amino acids. The transcript is spliced from 7 exons. The record is from RefSeq and is a predicted model, not a curated record.
UCCAUCCUCGUCCCCCGCCACCUCGACCCGAUGAGACGAUCGUUCUCCUCCUCGCUCCUGCGUUGGCUGCUCCUCCGCUCGCGCCAUCAUUUGAGUAGCAGAGACUGAGGAGUGAGUGUCGCCCUUUUCCGAGCCAAAAACCGCGCCUGUGUGUUUUCCACUCCGCCUGGAAAAUCUGAAGAGAACGCGGUUCCUCACCUGCGACCAUCCAGUGUUUUUUUUCCACCGUGUCUUCGUCCGCUCUGUGGUUGCGUAAGUGUAGUGGUCAGUGUCUCUGCGUAGCUUUGUGCCGCUCUGGUUCAAACGGAGCAAGUGAUCUUUUCGUUGUGCGGUUCGCAGGAAUGUUUACACUGCGAUAAACCCAAGUGUUUGUGUGACUUAUUUUUAUUUCGUUUCUUUACCAACAUUGCUGCCACGUAGCAGGACGGGUGGGCUAUUUUGGGCCCCGUUCGUUCCACUAUUGCAGCCCGUUAGAACGUCCGCGACCGUAGGAUUCCGAACCUGCUGCCACUAGAGCCUUGGUUUUCCUCGAGUCCGACCGUUUUUCUCGAAUACGGUUCGGUUUCCGGCAGAGGCAACAGUGUGACGAGUGAUUCGGAUUGAUUCAGACAAGUGAUUGGAUUUAAGUGCCAUUUUCGGAUUAUUUCCUGUCAUUGGGACUCUAUUAUUCGAUUGCAUGGGAUUCCAAAAUCGCUAGAAUUUUCAACCUAUGGCUGUAUAAGGAUGUUCCAGAGAUUAGUCCUAUCAGCGCCAACUAUGCGCUGGCUCCCUUGUACGGCAGGAUAAUCGAUAAUUCGUUUGUAAGAUUCCAGUAGAGCAGGGCGAACCUGCAGGUCAUGGAUGUCACCUUCACAAACGUUUUGGAAGGAGCGCGGCAGUAUUUCCAGGGACUUCCUAUAAACGCCAGCUCCGCAUCAAAUUCCGCAUAUCAAAAUCCAUCAGAAAGCCAGCAACGAAGUAACAAUGAAAAUAAGCGGAACCAACAACCACAACAGUCGCCUAAGCCUUAUUGGAUGGGUCAACCAGAACAACACUGUCUUCCCUCUCGAGAAACGACGCCAAAUCAGAGACCUCCUUCCUACAAUUCAGACUCAUCGAGACCACCUUCUCACCCCCUCUACAUCAACACGUCUCAAGAACAGAGGACGACAAAUUAUUCUUCCAGUUAUCAGGAUCAAUCUUCGUCCUACCCCUCGCAUAUAAUGACGCAGCCACAGCAACCGCAGCAACAUCAGCAAAUCCCUCAGCAACAGCAGCAACAACAGAGCCACUUACAACCGCAUAGUCCUAGAACGCAACCUCCCAAACACCAAUAUAAUAACCAUGGCCAACAAGUCCAUUAUCAACAACCACAUCAACAGAUGAACCAACAACCCGGUGCUGCAGAUUUUCAAUUCACAAGACCUCAUCACAGAGAUGCUCCUUCGAACACUCCUCAUUAUCCUUCACAUAUCCCUCAAAAUUCUGCAUAUCAUCACCAUCCGUCGACUUCACUCAACUCGGUGUUACCUAAUUCUUCACCGAAAGCAGUGAGGAAACCAGACCAGAAUAAAACACCACCUCAUUCGUCGAAUUACACUCCUCAAACUACGUCAUCGACUCAAACAUCCACAGGUUAUGCAAACUAUCAACAAAGUAGAAUGUUCUACCCAGCAAAUUCCUAUGCCAACCAUCAAACCUCGUCAGAUAAUAAGAACUAUACGGCUCCGCAAGGAUAUCCUUAUCAGCAAUCUUCCCAAAUGUGUAAUUCCAAUUUUUAUAAAGGCAUUUAUCCACAUUCAAGUUCGAGUUCAUUGUACAAUUCGAGUACUUCAACUCAUUCAUCAAAACCAGAACAACAGCAAGCUAAUGUUAACUACAAUAAUCAAACUUCGAGAACACAUAAUCUUCCGCCCAUAGCUCAGUUUUCAGAUAGUUAUUCCAAAAGUGUGCGUGAUAACCCGAAGAUAAGCAGUGUGAGAACGCCAUCAAACCCUUCGAAUUCUGCUCCUAUGAUGAAGAAUCAAAAUUCGAAUACUCAUGUGAAUCAGUAUAAUCCAAACUACAAAAUGGAUUAUCAGUAUCAACAAAGGGCUGUAAAUCAACAAUACGUACCUUCUACGUCGGCGGUAACUACGACUACUUCUUCCUUCAAUAGUGUUACUUCCCGAAGCACCAGUGCGUACUCGGUUCAAUCACUCGCUUCAACCAAUAAUCAGUUUCCAUCUAAGCCAUCUCAAAAUGUUUUGAAUUCAAAUUAUAACAGCACAGUCCAACAGAAUAGGCCAAUUGACAUAUCAUCAGUUGGCGAUCAAAGGAAAACCUCAACGGGGUCUCCUCCUUUAGAUCUAUCAGUUAAAACCGUACGCACACCAGCAGAUUCUACGUUGGAUGAUCAUGAUAACGAUCGAUCCCAAUACAUAAAUCGGGUACCUCCAAUUGCUUCAGCCCAUUUUCCAACUUACGAUCCCUUCAGCAUUUCUUACCAGAGGACCACGAAUGCUCAGAGGGUUCCUCAAUCGAACGCAGUGAAUGCUGCCAAGAUGGAGUAUAAUACGAAUUAUGGAAUGCUAGGAAACUCGUCACAAAUGUACAGAUUAGAUCAACGAUCAGCGUCAUCUUUUCAAAAUGCACCUAGUAAUCAAAGAGCUCGUAGCAGCUCCGCUUCACAACAGGAUAACGGAACUUCUGAUCGACAUCCUGUGGCAUCAGCGCCAAAUACUGUCAAUUCGUUUCCACUUUUGGAUAAUCCAACAGUUGGCCAUGGCUUGAAAACAACCGCAGUGUAUUCUACUCAUAUUUCGGAUACCCAAAGAAAAAGACCUGCUGAUACUGCACCUCCUAUUGAUCCCAAAGUUCCAAAAACGGAAUCAUGGAGGCUAACUAUCGAUCGACAGAUAGAACAAAAAUUAUCAACAUAUAAAGAAGACCAAAAAUCUAAAGAAUCCUAUAUUAAUACGACUAAAGAAUCUCUUGUACAUAAUGGAAACUGCAAUACAAAUAAAACUAAGGAUACCUUCAGUAAUAAUUAUAGCAACACAUACCAUGUUGGAUUACCUACACAACAGUCUUUCAAUGUUAGUCAAUAUAAUUCAUAUCCGAACCAUACUCAAACUUACGUACCAUCCCCAGGCAGUCAAUAUAAUACUACGUCGAAUUAUCAUCAAGGCGUUUAUCCUCCAAGAGAACUAAGUCGUUCUAAUUCUAGUUCUUCAUUAUCAUCAGUCAAGGCAAGCUCUGGAGGCGCUGCUGACAAACGAGUUCUAACACUUUUAAGGAACAGUAUAGAAACAAAGGGUGUGAAAGAGGCUCAAAGAAAAUAUGGUCUAGAGCAAUUCAACAAAUAUACGGCACAACCUCAUCAUCGGCCAGACAUUCAACAGCCCUCUACUCAUGUUACAGCUCCAUUACAACCUAGACCAGCUUUCAUGGGAAGGCAAAAUGUUUCACCGUUCACACCGAACAGUUUACCAGAAGGUAAUAAUACCACACCCUUAUUCAACAAACUACACGUCCCUAGAGCAAUAGACUCUAUCAACUUCGAGAUGAAUAAGAGCAUUGCGAAUGUAGCUAAUAAGCAAUUAGAAGCUGUGAUAAAUGACCAGAAUAAUCCAAAUAGUGAUUUAGAUGGUCUAGCUGCCUUUUUAGCGGCAAGGAUCAGAACGAAGGCUGAACUGAAACAAGUGAGUCCUAAUCAACAAGCGAACAACAACAGCAAUAACACCGUUGAAAACGUUGAAAAUCUAAUAAGAGCCACCCCGAAACAAGAAAAUCUGUCUUUGAAUAAUUCAUCUGCAUCCUCAUGUUCUAUCAAUAUUCCCAAAUUGUCGAAAGAGUACCUGCCAUUGCCUCAACCGAGAAAGAGGUUAUUCAGUAGAUCAGAAGACGAUAACGGCCACGCAUCUACUAAAGAUUUACCCGCUAGGGAUAAAUCAGGAUUAAGGAGUUCUUCUGAGACAUCCGUAUUUGAUUUUCCUGAUUCGGGAUCUGAUGGCGAAAUGCCAGUAUUGGAAAUGCAGAGUCUAAAUGCUAUGAGAAAAGAUAGAAAAUCUUCGUUGAAGCAAUCAUCAAAUACUGAAAUUAAAGAUAUUAAACCUGAGGUGAGCCAGAGGCCGCUCACCCCAGAAGAUGAUAUUUUCCUCCAAGCAUGCGAUACGUUUAUGGAUCAACUGAAAGCAGGGAUUGGUAAAAAGCGCGGCAGAAGGAAAAAAGCUCUUGAACCUGAUGUACUGGCAAAACUUGAAACUGUCACUAAAGAAAACCCCAUUGAAAUGGAGGUGAAAAUUAAAGAAGAAAAACCAGAUGAAAUUCUAGAAAGUAGGAAUGAUAUCAAAUACCAAAGCACAGAACCUUCCUCUCUUAACCAAUCGUCAUCUCUAAUGAAUGAAAAGGAUCUUCCUACCAAUAUAUCUGAUCAAGUUCUAGAAGAACCAAAUUUAACAAUGGUUAAGACAGAGAUACCUGACGAACCCGAAGAGAAAAAUAAAGAGGUUGCAGAAGAAACAGAUAAGGUACAACAGGAUGAAUUAAGUGACAGUGAUAGCGAAACAAUCAAACAAUUAUCCAAUAAGUUGAAGAAUAAAUCACGCUGCGAGUCAGACAAUAAAAGCCAACCGAAAGAGCUUCAUGUUCUUGUGAGCAAGCCUACCAAAAAACCGCCAUUUGGCGAUGGAUCAGCUUUUUAUCCAGGUUGGGAAGAAGAAGUUUACAAAUAUAAAAAAUCGCUAAGAAUGCCACCAAGUUUGAUACAAGUGAGGCCUCCUUCAUCUAUGAGAUUAUCCACCUCUCUCCCAGAUUUAGACCCUUGUCAUAGCCCUGCUUCGUCAACCAUACCUGAAAGAGACGACGAUUCGAAGAAUAUAUAUAGUAAGGUGAAGUCUGAACCAUUUGAUAGUGAUGUUGAGUCGAAUUCUAGCUUCAACUUGUUCAAUUCCAAAAAUAAUUAUGACUCUGAAGGUGGUUCAUCCAUAAGGAGUUUACCCACUCCUGUUAAAGAUUCUAUAGUGGAUAAAUUAUUGCAAAAAUGUGGUAAAAAGAAAAAGAGGAAAUACAAGAAAAAAGAGGAAAAAGAGGAAACUGGACCAAAAAUCAUACCUAAAGCUGAAAAUCCUGUUGAACUGCUGCCUACUCCAAGUUUGGAAAUCAAAACUAAUGAUAAAAAGAAGUCAGUUAUAAAAACUGAAGCUCCGAUAUUAGGUUUUAGGAAAAGAACCGUUGAAAACUUCAAAGAUGCUUUCCUAAAUAAGGCUAGUAAUAUUGUUGGUAUUAAUGAACAAUUUUCAACAGUUAUAUUGAAAUCUAGAACUCGAAAGGAGACAAGAGUAAUGAAACAACGAGCUACAAUCAAAGAAGUUUUUGGUGAAGACAGGCCAGCCUCUGCACCUCCUCUGAGUUGUAUCAACGUUGAUCUCAAAAACAUUAAAAAAGAAGUGGAAGAACCAACUUCUACUGAGGAAACUAGAAAAAAAUUAAAUACUAGUUCUAUGCAUUCACUCAAAAAUAAACUAUUAGGGCGAGGAAAAGCGAAAAAUAAUCUGUUGAAAUCUAUAGCUGAUAAAAGAUUGAGAUCAGAAGUACUGGAUGAGUUAUCUGCGGACAAAGAGAUAAAAAGUAAAUCUCGUGAUCAGUCUCCUUCGGUGUUGAGUGAAGAUGUGGAUAGUAAAUCAGAAACUGUCUCUCUGGACGGUGAAGACAAUACCAUUUCGGCGAAAAAACGUGGUAAAAUGAACAAAAUUAGACGAAAAUGCAGUUCUGGAUUUGACUACAUACGUAAAAAGAAAAAAAAUGUGAAAAAAGACUUGGAUCAAAUAGAACCGAAUACUAAGAAGAAAAAGCGGGAACCAGCCCUUAAAGCCUCACCAGAGUCAGAACAAGAUAUUCAGAAAGAAAUCAAAAGCUGGGUUCUCAACAAAGGUGUUGGUGAAACCCACCUUCAUCGAUCUGCUCGACUUGGCUAUACGGAUGUAACUGCCUACUGUUUGGAAAAAAUGGAAUGUUCUCCCUCUCCAAGAGAUAAUGCAGGAUACACUCCUUUGCAUGAAGCUUGCUCCAGAGGUCAUCUCGAUAUUGCAAGAUUACUGCUGAUGUACGGGGCUAACGUUAGUGAAUCUGCAAAAGGUGGCAUUAGACCUCUUCAUGAAGCCGUUGAAAAUGGCUUUGUAGAAAUUAUAAGACUGUUACUUUCCUAUGGUGCUGACCCAAAACUGGCAACUUACGCUGGAUCGACUCCGUUAUCUUUGGCAUCUGAUGAAAAUACAAAAAUGUUACUAUUGAAUCAUAUGGUUGAUUUGGAAGGAAAAUCAAUGACUCCUUGGUCUUUCAAUGGCCCGUCUUCUUGUUUCGACUCGAAAGAUGCAGGAUUUGAUAUAUUCAGCUCACCUCCGCAUCCAGAUCCAUUAUCAGAUGAAGAAGAUAUGGAGUUUGAAGUAUCUGAAUUUCUCCUACCCAAUCUGUACACACUACGAGGUGAAGCUCAGGGGGACCGCUGGGUACUACUUCAAGAUCUCUCUAACAUCCUGAAAAUAAAGUCACGGGAUGCUCUCUUGAAACAAAUAUGUCCCACUCCACCUCCAGGUACUGCACCAAAUUACAAGAGUAUCUUGAGAGAACUGAAAUCUUCUGACUUCAUGGAACAAGCGCAUUGUUGCCAGUUUUUGAACGCUAGUGAAAAAAUAAAUUUGCGUGCUUCGAAAAUCGCGUUAGUUAAAUAUACUGAUAAAAUUAGAGAACUUUUGAAAAUUGAGGAAGUUGUCAUAACUGCAAGGUGACCACUUGACUAAAACUAUUUAAUAGAUAAGUGUUGACGUGAUAUUACAUCUUAUUAUGUAUGAUUAUUUUUUUAUUACCUAUAUAAGUUCUUUAUUCAAUUAUUUUAGUUGAUUUAUGUAUUGGUGCUCCAUCUAAAAUAAUUUACUUAACAUUAUUACCACUAUGUAAUAUUUUGUUUAUGUUUAUAUGAAAUUUAAAUUAAAGUUUAUUUAUUUUAUUUAGAGUUAUAAUAAAAAUGAUCCUGGGUUACCAUGCUUAAUUAGGUACAUUUUAAGAUUGAAAAACCUACAUUAUGAAUUGAGUAACUGAGAGUUGUGCAAUUAUUUUGAAAAUGCGUAUAUAGCUUUGAUUGUAAAAUUAAGUAAGUAAAUCAAAAGUAUUUUAGACAGUUGUAUAAAAACAAAGAUACUCAUUUGAACUAAGUAUUAUAUUAUUUGAUCAAUCAUGUAUCAUUAACUCAGGGAAGAUUUUGUUUGAAAUGUGUUUACCAUUAGUUCAAAUAUAUCUUGUUAGUAUGGUAAAUAUAAAAGAAUAACAGCUUCAGUAAUAUUAUGAAAUUCAAUUGAAAACUCUUCCAGAAUAUGCAAAAGGCAGCUUGAUUUUAUAAUGAUUUUCGAUUUAUCAAUAAUGGAAUUGAAGAGAGUUUUUCUAAUUUCAUAUGGUUAUAUUUUAAUAUUUGAAGUUCCUUAGUUGUAUAAAUUCUUGUGAAUAUGAAAAUUUGUAUGUAACCUCUGAUGAUAAUUACUAUGGAACUGAAGCUGAUUUUCCCUGUACAUUUUAGGUCAUGUGACAUAUAUCUUAUACUAUAUGCUGAACGCGAGUUAUAAGUUCUGCUUAUUAAAUCUAAAUGGGAUGAUUGUACAGAAAAAGAGUUAUCUGUGAUGCGCAAUGGUGGCAAAGUGCAAUGCUUUUUUUACAUGAUGUAAUAAACAUAUUGUGAUUUGCCAAGUUGCCCUACAUGUGCGAACUUAGGAAUUACUAUUAUUUACAAUGUUUUUUAACAUUUUUAAAUGUUUUCUGUUCUACAAAACUUGUGAAUAAAAAUCAUCAAAUCAAA